GUGGGCCGGGCACGUGGGCGCCUCCGUCACACCCUCACACAUAUACACACGCGCGCGCGCGCACACACGCAUGCACACGCGCACCCGCACUCGCGCGCCUGUAUCCCGUGCUGUUUCCCUGGCAGACACACAGGCACUCACGAGUCUCUCCUUGCUAGCCUGCAGGGCAGAGACCCCCAAAACCCAGCUCCGGGGCCCAGCCUAGGCAAGAAGCUGCUUCGCUACAAAUAGCUCCUCUUCGGCCUCCGUCACAGCCACCUGGACCCUACCCUUUCGCGAGUGGGGCUGCUCCUGCCGGGACGUGGAGGCAGCAAGAGGCGCUUGGUCAAGACACCCUGACGGUACCUACAGAAUAUUGGACAUACGGAUUCAGAAUCCAGAAGACUUUAUCACCUGGAAUCAAGGAUUUAUUUGGUACCUUCUUGGUCUUCAUAUCAAGUAACAUUGUUUCAAAAAACAGAAUUAACAUAUUUGCCACAAAGGAGUUUUUUGUUUUUUCUUUAAUAAUACUUCACAUACUUUCCAAUGCCUAAAAACAGCAAGGUGGUAAAAAGAGAAUUAGAUGAUGAUGUUACUGAGUCUGUCAAAGACCUUCUUUCCAAUGAAGACUCAGCUGAGGAUGCUUUUAAGACAAGUGAAUUAAUUGUUGAUGGCCAAGAAGAGAAAGAUACAGAGGUUGAAGAAGGAUCUGAAGUUGAAGAUGAAAGACCAGCUUGGAACAGUAAACUACAAUACAUCCUGGCCCAAGUUGGAUUUUCUGUAGGUUUAGGAAAUGUGUGGCGAUUUCCAUACCUAUGUCAGAAGAAUGGGGGCGGUGCAUAUCUUUUACCAUAUUUAAUACUACUUAUGGUAAUAGGUAUUCCCCUUUUUUUCCUGGAACUCUCUGUGGGUCAAAGAAUUCGGCGAGGCAGCAUUGGUGUAUGGAAUUAUAUAAGCCCUAAACUGGGCGGGAUUGGAUUUGCAAGUUGUGUAGUGUGCUAUUUUGUGGCUCUCUACUACAACGUCAUAAUUGGCUGGAGUUUGUUUUAUUUUUCUCAGUCUUUUCAGCAACCUCUACCUUGGGAUCAGUGUCCUUUGGUGAAAAAUGCUUCACACACUUUUGUAGAACCAGAAUGUGAACAAAGUUCUGCCACUACCUAUUACUGGUACAGGGAAGCACUGAAUAUUUCAAGUUCCAUUUCCGAAAGUGGGGGCUUAAACUGGAAGAUGACCGUCUGCUUGUUGGCUGCCUGGGUCAUGGUUUGCUUGGCUAUGAUCAAAGGCAUUCAGUCUUCUGGAAAAAUCGUAUAUUUUAGUUCUCUGUUUCCAUAUGUGGUACUUAUAUGCUUCUUAAUCAGAGCAUUCCUUUUAAAUGGUUCAAUUGAUGGAAUUCGCCACAUGUUUACCCCUAGGCUUGAAAUAAUGUUGGAGCCCAAGGUCUGGAGAGAAGCUGCUACUCAAGUGUUCUUUGCCUUAGGGCUGGGAUUUGGUGGUGUCAUUGCCUUUUCAAGCUACAACAAGAGAGAUAACAACUGCCACUUUGAUGCUGUCCUGGUGUCCUUCAUCAAUUUUUUCACCUCUGUCCUGGCAACAUUGGUGGUGUUUGCAGUUCUGGGCUUCAAAGCAAAUGUCAUAAAUGAGAAAUGCAUAACACAAAAUUCAGAGAUGUUCAUAAAAUUUUUGAAAAUGGGAAACAUUAGUGAGGAUAUUAUUCCCCAUCAUAUCAACCUUUCAGCUGUUACCACGGAAGAUUAUCAUUUAGUUUAUGACAUCAUUCAAAAAGUGAAAGAAGAAGAGUUUCCUGCUCUACAUCUCAAUCCCUGUCAAAUUGAAGAAGAGCUAAAUAAAGCUGUUCAAGGAACUGGUUUAGCUUUUAUUGCCUUUACGGAAGCGAUGACACAUUUCCCUGCAUCUCCCUUCUGGUCAGUGAUGUUUUUCCUCAUGCUGGUAAAUCUAGGCCUUGGCAGCAUGUUUGGAACUAUUGAAGGGAUUGUCACACCCAUUGUGGACACUUUCAAAGUGAGAAAAGAAAUUCUUACUGUCAUCUGUUGUCUUCUGGCAUUUUGUAUUGGCCUGAUAUUUGUGCAACGCUCUGGAAAUUACUUCGUUACAAUGUUUGAUGAUUAUUCUGCUACAUUGCCUCUGCUAAUUGUAGUAAUUUUGGAGAAUAUUGCUGUAUGCUUUGUUUAUGGUAUAGAUAAGUUUAUGGAAGACCUAAAAGAUAUGCUGGGCUUUGCUCCCAGCAGAUAUUACUACUAUAUGUGGAAAUAUAUUUCUCCUCUAAUGCUAUUAUCACUGCUAAUAGCUAGUAUCGUGAAUAUGGGAUUAAGUCCUCCUGGCUAUAACGCAUGGAUUGAAAAUAAGGCAUCUGAAGAAUUUCUGAGCUAUCCACCAUGGGGAAUGGCUGUUUGUAUCUCUCUGGUUGUCCUUGCAAUACUCCCCGUCCCUGUAGUCUUCAUUGUUCGUCGUUUCAACCUUAUAGAUGAUAGUUCCGGUAAUUUAGCAUCUGUGACCUAUAAGAGAGGAAAGGUCCUGAAAGAGCCUGUAAACUUAGAGGGAGACGAUACAAGCCUCAUUCACGGAAAAACAUCAACUGAUGUGCCAUCUCCAAAUUUUGGUAAAAAUAUUUAUCGAAAACAGAGUGGAUCCCCAACUCUGGAUACUGCUCCCAAUGGACGGUAUGGAAUAGGGUACCUGAUGGCAGAUAUUAUGCCAGAUAUGCCAGAAUCUGAUUUGUAGCUGGGGGAAAAGUCAAUGGGCUUUAUUUGGUUCAUUUUUACCAAUGAACAUUGGCUCUACUAAGAGAAGCAUUAGGCUUCACUUCUCAGAGAGCGCUCUCAGGUGUUCCGUGGCUGUGAUCUUUAAUCCUUUUAUGUCAGUUCAACUCGAGCAUUCCUUUGGAUUCUUUGGUUUACAUUUGUGCAGAAAUGAUUGCAGACAAAUCUUAGGAUGGCUGAGGUCUAUGUUUGCCAGGAUUUUUCUUAAAGUACCUUUGGUGUAUUUUCAAGUAUUUCUAUCUCUUAAAAAUAAUAAUAAUAAAAAAAAACUGGUGUUACCUCAGUUUCUAAUAAUUUCUGGGUUUCGUAGUGUUGGCAAUUAAAAAUGGUAUACCUUAAAAUUUAUAAGUUUGCCUUCAGGGUAACUUCCAGUAUCACAAUGAGCAGUUCUGUAAGUGGGUGCCUCUCAGCACAUUUCCAUGAAUAUAUUUUGUAGAUAGGCUGUAUUGAUUCUGGUAGCAUUGAUACCUUCUUAGGCAAUUAGUUGAAGAAAACUGCAAAGUAUUUUCUUAUGUAAUAGCUGUAUAGAGCAAGCGCAUCGAAGCAUAAGAAGGCACUAAUGCUGGGAUGAAAGAUGAGAUUCAGAGGUGAUUGAGGAUCAUGUGAGUGAUGGCUGUAUAUUUUGUGUAAAAUAUAUGUGUGAAAAUGAACUAAGAGUGAGUUACUCAGCACUCUCAAGAAUUAUGCAGAGUCUGCAUUUUUCUUAUGCCGUGUGCCUAAAAACCUACUUGAUAUUUAUUGUAGUUUCAAGAUUAUUCAUAGUAUAUUUAUAUAAUAUACUUGCAAUGCAUAUAAGUACUUAAAGUACUGAUUUGGAAACUUGAAGCAAGAUGGCAUUUUAAUUCAUACAUUUCUGUUUUGCUUCUGUUUUAUGCAGAUAUAAAUCAUUUUUUAAGUGAUUGUUAAAAUUGUAAUGCAUUACAUUUUAAUCUACAAAUAAACAAAGUUUAAAAAUGAUGUUUGUUUUUCAUAUUGAUUUCCUUUGUAUCACCUGAACUGGAUUGUCUUUCAUUUCAGUAAGCACUUAGGCAUUUCAUAAUAACUAAACAUCGCAUUCCAAGUGGGAUUAAUUACAUUAAUUUAAUAGCGUUACCAACACUUCAGAGACAAAGGAAAAACAGAGUAUUAUGGUUGAAUGGUGUUCUUAUGUAGUCUCAUGGUUCUUGAAAAAGUACUUAUAGCCUCUCAAGAAACCAUGUGUACAGCUGACUGCUUGCUGGGUCAAUAUUGUCUGUAAAGUAUAAAGAACUAUGAUUUGUAAAUAAAAUUGUUGUAUACAUGA
Molecule: messenger RNA, 4038 nt
Organism: Cebus imitator (Panamanian white-faced capuchin)
Lineage: Eukaryota; Metazoa; Chordata; Mammalia; Primates; Cebidae
Gene: SLC6A15
Product: solute carrier family 6 member 15
Exons: 12
Coding region: 526-2718 (730 amino acids)
Biological process (GO): sodium ion transmembrane transport; L-leucine transport
Cellular component (GO): plasma membrane
Molecular function (GO): proline:sodium symporter activity
Source: RefSeq, a predicted model, not a curated record